AUGAUCAAACUCGUCGCUUUCGAUCUCGAUGGGACGCUUGCAGCGAGCAAGCAGCCGUUGGAAGACAUCAUGGGCGAGGCACUGGCCGACCUGCUGACCGUUGCCCAUGUCGCCAUCAUCUCGGGCGGUGACUGGCCGCAGUUCGAGAAGCAAGUCGCGAGCCGAUUGCCGCCGCGGGCGGACCCGUCGAAGCUGUGGUUGAUGCCGACCACUGGAACGAAGCUAUACACAUACAAGGAGGACGAGUGGCAUGUGGUUUAUGCCGAGCUGUUCAGCGACGACAUGAAGAGGAAGAUCCUCGAGGCGUUCGAUGCGUCGCUGGACGCGACCGGUUUUACCCCACAGAAGACAUGGGGCGAGCGAAUCGAGGAUCGCGGAAGUCAGAUCACCUUCUCCGCCCUCGGGCAGCAAGCACCCAUUUCGGAGAAACAGCACUGGGAUCCUUAUUUCGAGAAGCGCAAGGUGAUCCAGGCCGACUUGUGCUCGCGGCUACCCGAGCUAUCAAUCAACAUGGGCGGAACCACCUCUAUUGACAUUACGAAGAAAGACGUCGAUAAGGGAUACGGCCUGAAGAGGCUGAGCAGCGAGAGCAAGAUCCCGCUUGAACAGAUGGUAUUUAUCGGCGACGCCAUCUUUCCCGGCGGCAACGACUAUCCCGCCAAGGAGCUCGGCCUACACACGGUCGAUGUCAAGAACCCAGACGGCACACUGGCCGCAAUUGCUGCCCUCGUUGCGUGCCUCUCUUCGACGCCGAAUCACGCAUCUAUCGAACCUUGA
Messenger RNA from Coniosporium apollinis CBS 100218, 777 nucleotides. Its product is annotated as eukaryotic phosphomannomutase. The transcript has a single exon. Lineage: Eukaryota; Fungi; Ascomycota; Dothideomycetes. The coding region runs from base 1 to 777 and encodes 258 amino acids. The record is from RefSeq and is a predicted model, not a curated record.